Aspergillus ochraceoroseus IBT 24754 is the source of this 2904-nucleotide messenger RNA. RefSeq lists its product as uncharacterized. The transcript has 10 exons. Lineage: Eukaryota; Fungi; Ascomycota; Eurotiomycetes; Eurotiales; Aspergillaceae. Gene Ontology annotation, molecular function: oxidoreductase activity; carboxy-lyase activity; zinc ion binding. The coding region runs from base 1 to 2793 and encodes 930 amino acids. The record is from RefSeq and is a predicted model, not a curated record.
AUGCCUUUCUUUCAGCCAUCUCUAGCUGGUAUCCCUUCCACACAAUGGGCUUAUGUCCGUCAGGCUGGGAUUGACAACAUUGAAAUGACAAGAAUUCCAGUACCGACCCCGGGACCGGAUGACGUCCUAGUCCACCUUCAGUACUCUGGCGUAUGCCAUUCAGAUUACAGCAUUUUGAAACGUGGCCAUGAAGGCGCCGGCAUCGUAGUUGCCAUUGGACAAGAGGUUCAUGAUCUCAGAAUUGGGGAUAGGAUCGGAAUACAGUUGAUUAAUGCAGCGUGUGGAGCCUGCAACUAUUGCGAUAUCAAGGACAAUCGGUUCUGCCCUAACCCGAGGAUGUCUGGUUAUAGCAUCAACGGAACCUUCCAACAAUACGCAGUGUGCAAGGCAGCGAAUGCUGUGAGAAUUCCGCCAGAGAUCCCCCUCGAGGAUGCAGCGCCGGUUCUUUGUGCAGGUGUUACAUCGUACAAUGCGGUUAAAGCAUGUAAUCUGAAGCCCGGACAGAUGCUAGCCGUUGUUGGAGCUGGUGGUGGGCUCGGAACCUUCGCGUGUCAAUAUGCGAAAGCAAUGGGAUUUCGGGUUCUAGCAAUAUCAGCAGGCCCAGAAAAGAGGCGAAUGUGCAUGGAGUCCUUAGGAGCGGAUUUAUUUAUCGAUUAUUCUACCUCUUCAGACUUGGUUAGUGAAGUGAUAGAGGCCAGCUCUGGAGGACCACACGCUGCCCUUGUCCUCUCCCCGUUCGAUAAACCAUAUAAUUUGGCAAUACAGUAUGUCCGCCCCGAGGGAACUGUUGUCGCAGCCGGAAUACCACAUGGUACCGUCGCGGUGGACGUUCUCACUGUGAUCCAGCGCCAGAUCACUUUCAAGGGAUCAUACAUUGGAACUAGAGAGGACACUGAGGAGGCUCUUGAUAUCAUGUCCCGUUGCAGAUUUCCCGUUCAAUCAAAAAUCAUGGAUUUUUCGGAAUUACCAACAGUCUACGAUCUCAUGGAGAAAGGCGAAGCUGAGGCUUCCCCACGGCUCGAGUUCCACCAGGACCAGUAUAAUAUCGGCACCUUUCUAGCUUAUAGAAUGCAGGAGAUUGGCAUAUCUGAUUACUUUGUCGUUCCCGGUGACAUGAAUAUGAAUCUCCUGGACGAAAUCUUGAAGAAUAAAGCCCUCCGCAUGGUAGGGUGUUGUAAUGAGCUAAAUGCGGGCUAUGCGGCGGACGGAUAUGCGCGAGCAUCACCUUCUGGAGUGGCGGUGGUUAUAGUCACUUUUAUGGUCGGCGGAUUAUCUGUUAUCAACGCCAUUGCAGGAGCAUACUCCGAGCACCUCAAGGUUAUUGUUGUCUCUGGAUUCCCGGGAAGCAAAUUAGUCGAUCAUCCCCUGGUACACCACUCGCUGGGUACCAGAGAAAAAGGUCAAGCACUUCGGGCGUUCAAGGAAGUUACCACUGCUUCUGUCCGACUCGAUGCAAAGGCGGAUCCAGCUAAUGUUCUCGACGAAACCAUUCGUAAAUGUUUCCGGGACUCACUCCCCGUAUACAUUGAAAUUCCGGCCGAUAUAGCCACGCUCCCCUGUGCAGCGCCACGCAGGCUACGCCUUGAAGAUGGGCCGUUUUUACCGACAGACAAGCUCAACGAGGCAACGGAUGCUAUGAUCAAGACCUGGAAUCUUGCAAUAAGACCAGUUAUCAUUGUGGGAGCCUGGGUUCGACGAAAAGUCCCCACUGAUAUGUUGGUAGCUCUGGCUGAAAAACUCGGCUGUGCGGUGUACUGUCAGUUCGAUUCCAAGUCUCUCUUCCCUGAAACACAUCCACAGUUUGCGGGUGCGUUUUGGGGCGCUGUUGGAUCACCAGAAUGUGACCGAGCUGUGAUGGAGUCCGAUCUCUGGGUGGUUCUCGGUGGCCGUUGGAGCGACAUUCAUACAACGGGAAGAUUAAAUAUCCACAAUGAAGAGGCGCAUCGCAUCCUGGACCUGCAGGAGGAGCGUAUUACACUCCCCAGUGGGGAGACUAUUGCUGGGGUGUCGCUCUACCAUGCCGUCGCCGGCCUGAUCGAUGCUGAUAUUCCUCGUAAAGAUACAAUCUGGCGCGCAUCUGGGUCUGUAACCAAAGGGGCAAAUGGUCAUGGCGUGACGCACAGUGCGCACAGCUUUAUAACGCUGGCAGGGGUUAUACAAGGGAUUCAAAGUAUCGUCAAACCUAGUGACACUCUGAUUAUCGAAGCAGGGGACACUCUGUUCCAUUCGCAGGAGCUUCAUCUCCCAGAGGGGGCUGACCUCCAAAUGCAGAACAUCUACGCGUCAAUCGGCUGGAGUCUUCCUGCAGCACUUGGAUGCCAGCUUGCCCGUCCAGAUGGGCGCUGUAUUCUGUUGAUUGGGGAUGGAAGCCUGCGCAUGACUGUCCAAGAGUUAGGUACGAUGAUCGAGAUGAAGGCCAACUCGGUGAUCUUUAUUUUCAAUAACUUGGGUUAUGCCAUUGAGUCUGCCAUACAAGAUGGACCCUACAACUACUUUGCAAAUUGGAACUAUGCAGCGUUGGCCACAUCCAUGAACUACACGCCCCAUUUCGUUGAUGCACAGAACCCUUUCACGAGCAGCUAUGCGACUCCCGCGUUAUUCCCGGUAUUUGCAUUGCAGAUCAAGACAACUAGUGACUUAGUUCAAGCGUUGAAACUAAUCGAGAUAGAGACAGACAAGUUGGUCAUUCUCGACUGUUGCAUUCAUCCUCAAGAUGUCAGCCCAAUGCUUCAUCGGCUUGCUCAACAGAUUGCGGACUCAAACCGGGUUGAUAAUAAGGAAAAUGGUUCUUGAACUUGACUCUGGAUCUGGUUCCCUGUGCUACUUGGACGGCGCCAGAGGUCAUAUAUAGUAUCAAGCAGGAAAAACGCCGGUCGUUUGAAUCCGGGAGCGAAUGAGAACCGC